This is a messenger RNA of Apis cerana (Asiatic honeybee), 3937 nucleotides long. It is a transcript of the gene moody, whose product is annotated as G-protein coupled receptor moody. The record is from RefSeq and is a predicted model, not a curated record. NCBI's taxonomy places the organism in Eukaryota, Metazoa, Arthropoda, Insecta, Hymenoptera, Apidae. Gene Ontology annotation, molecular function: G protein-coupled receptor activity. Gene Ontology annotation, cellular component: membrane. Gene Ontology annotation, biological process: G protein-coupled receptor signaling pathway.
UACCAUGGUAAGCAGUCUAUCCGCGGUGACGGUGACGAACAGGCCGAUUGUACGUUGCUCCGUCGCUUUCAGUUAUCGUGACAAUCGAUUUCCGAUUAUCGUUCUCUGGAUCUCUAUCGAUAGAGAUGUGUCACACAUUCCUAGAAAUCGCAAACUAUCCCUCCAAAUAACGCUUCGUAUUAGUCACCGUGUUAAUUUGAUAUAUCGUAAAAAAAGUGAGCAAAGAAAAGUAUAUUGAUUAUAAGUGACUGAUCUUAUGUUAUUAAUUGGUGAAUUUCUCUGGAUAAAUCUGCGUGAAACUGUACUUUCUUUUUAACAUUGUAUUACUCGAGAUGCAAGAGGAAUCAACGAUUUUCCUGAUGUAUUUUUCGGACGUCAAUCAUUAACUAUGACGGAUGAUUCGUGAAAGGAAUUAAUACGUCCUCGGACGUGAUUAAAAUCGAAUAAAUCUUUCACUUGAAACAAAGUGAAAAUUUUCGAAAUGGAUAAUUUCGCGUGGUUAUUACGUUCUGAAAAUAGAACAGAAAGCGCAAUAAUCGAUGGCGAAAUAUCAAGAUUUUCCAAACCGUUGAGAACAUUUGCAGCUGUAAUUGCAAUAUUAAUUAUGAUCACUGGCCUUACUGGUAAUUUAUUAACAAUCAUUGCAUUGUGCAAAUAUCCCAAAGUUCGCAAUGUUGCAGCAGCUUUUAUUAUAAGUCUCUGUGUAGCAGACUUCGUAUUUUGUCUUCUCGUAUUGCCUUUCGAUUCCAUUAGAUUCGUAGAUGCAAGUUGGGCAGACGUACGAUUCUUCUGCGUCCUUGUACCUUUCUUGAGAUAUGGAAACGUUGGUGUAAGCCUUCUCUCCGUUGCAGCUAUCACUAUCAACAGGUAUAUUAUGAUAGCUCACAAUGGUUUGUACAGCAAAGUUUACAAAAAAUAUUGGAUUGCUUUCAUGAUUGUAUUCUGUUGGAUUUUCUCUUAUGGAAUGCAAUUACCCACCCUGUUAGGAAUUUGGGGUAGAUUCGAUUACGAUUCGAAUUUAGAAACUUGUUCGAUCGUAAGGGAUAGCAGAGGUCAUACAUCGAAAACCUUCCUUUUCGUGGUAGGUUUUGUAAUACCCUGCCUGAUCAUUGUCGGAUGCUAUACUAAAAUAUUCUGGGUAGUCCACAGAUCCGAGAUAAGAAUGCGAAAACACGCGAGUCCAACGAUAAAAUCCCCUCAUACACCCGGAAGGGAUACCAGGGAGAUCAAACAGAGGCGUAGCGAAUGGCGAAUCACGAAAAUGGUCCUAGCCAUUUUUCUCAGCUUCGUCGCUUGUUACCUGCCAAUCACCAUCGUUAAAGUUGCCGACGUCGAAGUUAAAUAUCCAGAAUUUCACGUUUUGGGUUACCUGCUGCUCUACUUCGCCUCCUGCGUGAACCCGAUUAUUUACGUGAUCAUGAACAAACAAUACAGGCAAGCGUACGCGGGCGUGAUAGGAUGUUCGCGGAUAAGGGCGAGCCUUUCACCCUAUGGAAGCAGCGCACCGGGUCAUCAUCACCAGCAGGACUACGGCCAAGAUUAUUCGAAAGAUUUCAGCAAAACGAUGGUAUCUACAGUCUCAAUCGCCAUGAAUCCUGUAAGAAAUUCUCAUUUCGAAGAGCAACCGUAAUUUUAAUAGACUGUUUGGAAGAAGAAGAGAAAUAUAUAAAAGAUAUUAAUUGAAGAUUAAUCUUGAAGAUAAAAGCCAGUAUUUAGAAUGUUUUAUAUAACUUGCAAAAUGGAAGAGAUAAAACUGAUGAAGAUAGUCCAUUAAGAAUAUACAUCAUCAGAUACUAGAUAUUUGUACAUCUAUGAGAAAUUUAAAUGUACAAAAUAUGGAGAAGGACGUAAUAUGCAAAGUAUAUAAAAUACCUAAAGUAAGAUACUCAUUUAUUUAGAUUUUAUUUCUUUAAUUAUUCAUUGUACGUAUUAAACUUUUUAAUUGAUAUCUUAUAUUCAUUAUUAAUGUGAAUUCGACGCAUUAUGAAAUACAUAUUUUAUUAGAAAAUAUAAGAAAUGCCAUAAAAAAAGAUAAUGAUUGUAUUAAAAGAAGAAAAUAUGAAUGUAAAUAGCAAAACUUGAGAACAGUAUAAUUAAUCCAGAUAAUUAACAAACUAAAGAAAAGAAAACAGUUGAGCUGUUAUUAGAUUUAUCUGGAUUAGUAAAAAAUGACUAAUAUUGUAUAAUAAAUGAUAAAAUAAGUUAUUUGUCGACCGAUAAAUUAGAUAUUGAAAUAUAAUUAAGACAAUCGUGUAUAUUUAAUUUUUACCACACUUGAAUACAAGUGUUAUAUUUUUACCAAAGUUUACACGUGUGUACAUAGAAAUAACAUAAUUAAUUUUUGUUACCAAUGUAUAAAAAGUAUAAAUUCUAAAGAUAGAUUCGUAGUUUAAAACUUUAUAAAUUUAUUUUAUAUUUAUUCCGUAUUUUCUUUGAUUAAUUUAUAUAUGGAAAUGAUAUAAAAAAUUAUUAAAAUACAAAGUAAAUAAACCUAUUUAUGAAUUUAAAUAAAUGAAUCUCUAUAUUGUUCGUUCAAAAAUAAAAUAACAGAACACUUUUUCUUUGGAAAAUAUCUAUUAAAAAUUAUUCGUAAAAUCCAAUGUAUUGACAAACGUCUUUAGAAUUUCUUACAAUUAUUAAAUGUAUAAAAACCUCGUUGUCGUAAAGAAUAGCGAAUAUCUGUUCUAUAAUUCUAAAAAUAAAUAUAUUCUAAAUUUCUUUGUAAAUUAAAAAUAUUCAUAUCGUUGUACAGUAUUUAUAACAGUACAGUAUUUUUAAAGCAUGUACAAUUGAGAUAUACAAAUUAUACGACUAAUUGUAAAUAUAUUAUAAAAGAUAUGCAUCGCAGAUUAAAUUAAUUAAAAAAAAUCGUAUUAAAAAGUAAGUUCUUUCGAAUAUUGUGAAAAUAAUAUUGUCGCAUAAAUGGUGGGAAUUUUAAUUGAAAAUCGCAAGAAAAAAAAAAUUAUUACUUGCAACAUCCGCUCUUUUCUCGGAUCGUAGGUUUGUCUCGCAGUCGGACAGAAUCACGAAUUCCUCCGUCAAUUUUAGUUUUGAGCACGUUUUCCACAAGAUAACGCAUCGCCACAUCUGCGAACAGAAAUGCAAAAUAAAUUAGCGCGAAAAUAGAUAAUACUUGUUGCAUUGAAUGAUAAAAAAAAUUAAUAAAUAAAUAAAAAUAAUGUAAAAAUUGAGAACAAUGAUUCUUAUUUAUAUACGAAAACUUUAUUCUUGGAAAAUUUGUUAUAAAUUAAAAUUAUUCGAGUUUUAUAAGAGUAUUUAAUUUGCUUACUUUGAUAAAUUUUUCUCCAUUAACAAUAAUAAAUAUUAUAUAACUCAUACUUACCAACAUUUGUAUUUUCUUUCGCAGAAGUUACAUACCAAGCGCCAAUAUUAUUCUCUUUGCAAAACCUGGCAAUUUGUUCGGUAGGUACCACGGGGCAAGGAAUGUCGCAUUUGUUCGCUAAGAGAACUACCGGUAUAUUCGAGCCAUCCGGCAGUGUGACUUUUUCUCUCAAAUCACACAGCCAUUUCUUGAUCGAUUGGAACGUAGCUAUUCGCGAAAUAUCGAAAACCAAAGCAGCGGCCACUCUGAAAAUUACGUGUCGAAAUUAUCAAUUUGUAACGAUAAUGCGUUUUACUGCAAUACAGUAAAUAUAAUUUAAUCUUGAUCGUUGCGAUUACUUACGCAUAUUUGUAAUAAACUCUGGUCAUAUAUCCAAAUCUUUCAUGACCGGCGACAUCCCUAAAAGAAAACGAAAAUUAAUUGUAAUGAAAUAAAGAUGCGUAUAAAAAUAGUGCCAUAAAAUCACAUUUAACGUUUUAUUUUAUUAUAUUAUAAAUUUUAUCCCGAAAUUUUAUGUAUAUAUAUAUAUAUAUAUAUACACAAAAUUUAGAAAAAAUAGUUUAAAAGAUCGAUAAUAAAGAUUUUUUGAAAAUA